AUGAGUGGAAGCAGCCUCUCCUGGGCCCAGGCCCUUCUCCAGCCGACCGUGUGCGAUGCCUGGAAGGAGCACUCGGAGGGAGCAGCCUACCACCUGGCCAGCUGCAUUGUGCUCCUGGGGUACAUGGGGGGAAGUGGCAUCUUUGGCUCCUUCUUUAUCUUCGGCCUGCUGGCCCCUGGCUACUUCUGCUAUGCUCUGUGGGGCUGGCUGAGCGCCUGUGGGCUGGAUAUCUUCGUGUGGAACAUGCUGCUUGUCCUGGUCUGCUUGCUGCAGCUGGCUCACCUGACUUACCGGCUCCGCAAAGAUGUCAUCCCAGAAGAGUUUGACCUUCUCUACAAGACCAUGUACCUGCCCUUGCAGGUGCCCCUGGAGGUCUACAAAGAAGUUGUGAAGUGCUGCGAAGAACAAGUGCAGUCGUUAGUUAGGGACCAGAAUUACGCAGUGGAGGGCAAGACGCCCAUCGACCGCCUCUCGCUGCUGCUCUCUGGCAGGAUCCGAGUGAGCCAGGAUGGACAGUUUCUGCACUAUAUAUUUCCAUAUCAGUUCUUGGACUCUCCGGAAUGGGAGUCGCUGCGACCCUCCGAGGAAGGAACUUUCCAGGUCACACUGACAGCUGAAACUGAUUGCAGUUAUGUCACCUGGCCAAGGAAGAAGCUGUACCUCCUCUUGAGGAAAGACCGCUACAUUGCUCGCCUCUUCUCAUCCCAUCUUGGUUAUGACAUCUCGGAGAAGCUGUACUCCCUCAAUGAGAAGCUCUUUGCCAAGUUUGGCCUUCGCUUUGAUAUCCGCCUGCCGAGCCUCUACCAUGUCCUAGGACCAUCUUCCUCAGAGGCAGAGGGGGAACUGGAGGAGCAUGAGGAGCUGCCACCUCACCCUUCACCUGACUGCGUGCAGUCCAGCACCUCAGAGCCUCCUCCACAGCCACCACCGCCUCCCCCUGCUCCACAUCCCAGGGCCUCCCGGCCUGACAGUGACCUGCUGGCCCCUGGAAACCUUCUUGGGAGCUAUCCUCCACCUCUCUUCAAAGGACGAGCCCCUCUGGCUCCCACCCAGACCCCUGAACUGUAGGGAGCAGCAGGCUGUGCGGAUCCCGAAGCCCCUCUGGGGCUGUGUGUGCUCACAUGU
Messenger RNA from Nothoprocta perdicaria, 1125 nucleotides. It is a transcript of the gene POPDC2, whose product is annotated as popeye domain containing 2. Bases 1 to 1068 code for a protein of 355 amino acids. The record is from RefSeq and is a predicted model, not a curated record. Gene Ontology annotation, cellular component: sarcolemma. Gene Ontology annotation, molecular function: cAMP binding. Lineage: Eukaryota; Metazoa; Chordata; Aves; Tinamiformes; Tinamidae. The transcript has 4 exons.